Molecule: messenger RNA, 634 nt
Organism: Heteronotia binoei (common prickly gecko)
Lineage: Eukaryota; Metazoa; Chordata; Lepidosauria; Squamata; Gekkonidae
Gene: DUSP18
Product: dual specificity phosphatase 18
Exons: 1
Coding region: 50-616 (188 amino acids)
Biological process (GO): protein dephosphorylation
Molecular function (GO): MAP kinase tyrosine/serine/threonine phosphatase activity
Source: RefSeq, a predicted model, not a curated record
AAGCAACCAUGAUGCCCUCCAUUGUAGCUGAGGUCUAAAGUUUGCCUUAAUGAAUACAGCCUUCGGACUCAUCCCCCUCCUAUUCAGGCAUCCGUCUUCCUAUGGCCUGUCCCGGAUCACCAGCAGCCUGUACCUCAGCGAUGGGGAGGCUGCCAACAACAAGCUCUUCCUCUAUGCCAACCAGAUCACCACUGUUAUCAAUGUUUCCGUGGAGGUGGUCAACACCUAUUUCCCAGGCAUUUACUACAUUCACGUUCCUGUCGCCGAUACUCCCUCAGCCUGCCUUUAUGACUUCUUUGACCCUGUAGCCGAUAAGAUUCACGCAGUGGACUUAAACGAAGGCCGCACCCUGCUGCACUGCGCCGCAGGCGUCAGCCGCUCCGCUGCCCUUUGCAUGGCCUACCUGAUGAAGUACCGUUCGAUGUCUCUGGCCAGCGCACACUCUUGGGUCAAGACCUGCCGUCCCAUCAUCCGGCCCAACGUCGGCUUCUGGCAACAGCUCAUUCAGUACGAGGAUAAACUCUUUGGGAAGACCACUGUCAGGAUGAUUCAUUCUCCACUAGGGAUGAUUCCUGAUCUCUACCAAAACGAAAUCAGGGAAAUGAUAUCCUUCUGAACAACACUGAAUGGGCGG